GUCGCGAUUGUGAGUCUUUUUAAAUUCGUUAUACAACGCACGUGCGCGCUGUCACGAGUAUAGAGAGCCGCAUUAUGCGUUCGUUUAUCGCCGGGUGCACUUGCAUGUCGCGAAACCGCGGACGCGUUUAAUUAAUUAUUAUCGAAUCGACGGCGGUUGCCGCCGCAAGAGUAUAAUCGAGUUCAAUUAACCGGAUCUCUAAUUCGACCAACACACUCAUUCCCCACCCGAAGAUGAUGCUGGUGUAUUGUUUUAAUUCAGUAACUAUAUUACAGAAUGAUAUUUAUUAAUCGCACAUCACAUUACUCGAGCGACGAUAUGUCGAUGACUGCUCCAGAAUUGACAGUCAGACGACCGGUCUACCAGCAGGACCAGCUUAAUCACUUGUGUAAAUACGUGAAGCCCAAGAGAAUCCUUAGAAAUGAACUGUCAAGACGAUGCAAAAGUAUCAAGCCAAUUACGCUUUUAAAAAAAUCGAUACCCCUAAUCGAUUGGCUUUCUUCGUAUAAUUGGAAAAAUAAUAUUUUGGGAGAUGUUGUUGCUGGAAUUACUGUUGCAGUAAUGCAUAUUCCGCAAGGUAUGGCGUAUGCUAUUUUGGGCAAUGUUCCACCAAUUGUUGGUAUAUACAUGGCUUUUUUCCCGGUCCUGGUAUAUUUUUUCCUCGGGACAUCCAGACACAAUUCUAUGGGUACGUUCGCGCUCGUCUGCAUGAUGACUGGAAAAGUCGUUACUACAUACAGUACCAGUGCAAUUUCGGCAAAUAGCACGUCAAGCGAGAACGGUACCUUAAUUUCCGCCAUAAACCAUCAAUACUCGCCGGUAGAAGUUGCAACCGCAGUUACAUUCACGGUUGCCCUUAUACAGUUAGGAAUGUACGUGCUGCGUUUGGGCAUAAUCUCGUCUCUCCUCGCGGACAGCCUCGUGAGUGGAUUCACGACUGCAGCGGCGAUGCACGUGUUUACAUCGCAAAUAAGGGAUCUCUUCGGGCUGAGCGACUUGCCACGACGCAGGGGUGCGUUUAAGCUUAUUCUCACUUACGUAGACAUUUUCAACAGUAUAAACGACAUCAAUUUAACUGCCGUAAUAUUAUCUUGCAUCACUAUCUUAGCACUUCUUUUCAACAAUGAAGUUCUUAAGCCAAGAGUCUCAAAGUUAUGUCCCUUCCCGAUUCCUAUCGAAAUGCUUGCGGUAGUAAUCGGCACUCUGCUAUCGAUGCAAAUGAAUCUUGCGGAUACUUACAACGUGAUAACUGUUGGCGAUAUACCGGUCGGAUUGCCAGUUCCUUCGGUACCACCGUUAUCGCUUAUAUCUGACAUCUUAGUAGAUAGUUUCGUGAUUACCAUGGUCGCUUACACAAUAUCAAUAUCUAUGGCAUUGAUUUUCGCGCAAAAGAUGGGCUAUGAGAUCGAUUCCAAUCAAGAACUGAUGGCACAGGGACUAGGAAAUCUUGUAGGCUCCUUCUUUUCUUGCAUGCCUAUCUCGGCUUCGUUAUCCAGAACUUUGAUUCAGCAAACUGUGGGCGGACACACACAGCUGGCAAGCUUAAUAUCAUGCGCAAUCCUAGUCAGCGUAUUAUUAUGGAUCGGUCCAUUCUUUCAGCCUUUGCCUCGAUGUAUUCUAGCGAGCAUAAUCGUGGUGGCGUUGAAAGGGAUGCUGAUGAAGGUGACCGAUUUUAUAAAAUUUUGGAGACUGGACAAGACGGACGCCGGCAUUUGGGCCGUCACUUUUAUUGUCGUGAUACUCUUUGACGUCGAGUAUGGCUUAUUGGUUGGCGUGCUUCUCUGCAUCGGACGACUACUUGUUCUCGCGAUGCGCCCUUACACGUGCAAGCUCGCCCUAGCACCCGGCACCGAGCUCUAUCUGGACGCCAGGAGAUACAAAGGAACCGUAGAAAUUCCUGGUAUAAAAAUAUUCCAUUAUUCCGGCAGCCUGAACUUUGCGUCCAGGCAAUAUUUUCGUGAGGGAGUGUACAAGAUUGCGGAGCUAGUGCCUCAAAAAGAGCUAAACAGACGACUGAAAGUUUCGUCUAACGGCAUCGCGACGGAGGAAAUUAAAAAGCGGCUACGAAUUCUCAUAUUGGACUUCACCGCGCUGUCGCAUAUCGAUCUGGCAGGUGCGAAUGCGAUGCGAAGCAUCGUCGAUGAGUAUUGCGGGAUAAAAGUAUCAGUUUAUAUAACGGGUUGUUCCGGUCCAGUUUAUGAAAAGAUGAGAAAGUACAACCUAGACGAGCACAACGAGAAUCAUUUCUUUGCCAUGUUUCCCACCGUCGCCGACGCUGUGCAUUUCGCACGUUCUUACAGCGAAGUGCCGUCGAUACCUACGUGGAAUACUCGGAUUCACGAUGAGAACUGCAUCAGCAGACUAUGAGACCCGCCUGAGAAUAGCGUUAUGGUAUACAAAAAAGGACGAGUCGUCAUUUUUCUUUAUUGUCACAAAUAUUUAUCACGAAUAUUUAUACGCUGCAUGAUGUUUAAUGCAAGGAUUCCAUUUAUCUAAUAUAUGUAGGUGCUCCAAUACAAUAAGUAUUUGGCACAAUGAUGAUUGGUGCGCGAAUAGUAUUUUAUCGUAUAUUUUUUAUAAAUUUUAACUAAGAAAAGUUUCUCGAAAGAAAUAUCGCGAAUCCUUAAAUGACAGCGGAUUAUUCAUGUGUCACAGUAGGUGAAAGAUAGGUGCAAAUUGAACUCGAAAAAUAGGCAGAAUAUAAUAAUAAAAUUAAAUAAAGAAAUAUAAAGUUGAAUUUUGUUAAUCAAU
Messenger RNA from Nylanderia fulva, 2751 nucleotides. RefSeq names its product prestin. NCBI's taxonomy places the organism in Eukaryota, Metazoa, Arthropoda, Insecta, Hymenoptera, Formicidae. The record is from RefSeq and is a predicted model, not a curated record. Gene Ontology annotation, cellular component: membrane. Gene Ontology annotation, biological process: transmembrane transport.